Messenger RNA from Coregonus clupeaformis (lake whitefish), 704 nucleotides. RefSeq names its product CMRF-35-like molecule 4. NCBI's taxonomy places the organism in Eukaryota, Metazoa, Chordata, Actinopteri, Salmoniformes, Salmonidae. The transcript has 5 exons. The annotation marks the transcript as partial. The record is from RefSeq and is a predicted model, not a curated record.
AUGGAAUGGUGCUUAUCGUGUUCUGUGAAGACAGGAGGCUCCAUCACCAUCCCAUGUCCCUAUCAUCAGGAAUACAAAACCCAUGUGAAAUAUUGGUGUAAAGGAUAUUAUUUCAAUAGUUGCUCUCCUGUUGUACGCACUUACCUUCCUAAGAGCACAGCUAAGGCCUCAAUCUCUGAUGACAUCAACCAGCUAACCUUCACUGUGACCAUGACUGAUCUGGGGAGUGAGGACUCUGAAUGGUACUGUUGUGCUGUAGAGAUCAAUGUUGGAGCAGACGUCAGGAUAGAAGGAUUCCACCUAUCUGUGACUCCAGGUACUCCAGAACUCUAUGUGGACCAACAGGAGGUGACUGGAGUUGAAGGAGGGAGUGUCAUUGUAAAUUGUUACUAUAGUGACACUGGAAAUUGGAAGUGGUGGUGCAGGAUUGGUGGCAGUGUCUACUGUCAGACCACUGAUGCCACCAGAAGAAACAUCUUAACGGUGACUAUGAGUGGUCUGAAGAUGGACAACACUGGCUGGUACAGGUGUAGAGUGGGAUACUUUAUAAUGCCUGUUCACAUCACUGUCAGACGACAAACCACCACACAAAGUACCACCACUAUGACCACAACCCAAGCUCCAACCACUGAACAAUCCUCUUUCUCUCCAACAGCUGAGCCUGUUCAGACUGACAACACAGUCCAAGGACCUGAGGGGGCAAG